AUGUUGUGCAUUUGUGUAGACCCAUCAACAGUGGUACUUCAAGCUGGAAGCGCCUCUCGUAAGAAUGGAACCAUAAUACCCAUAGCGGAAGUCAUCCCUCAUCCGAAAUACAACGAUCCCCAAUUCGACAAGGAUGUGGCGGUCAUGAGGACCGUGGACCCCAUUAAUUUCUCUGACAUCAUGCAGCCAAUACCACUUCCAAAGCUUUGGCGUCCUAUGAGAGGUGGCACUAAGAUUAUGGUCAGCGGCUGGGGGGCAACCAAGGAAGGCAUGUCUUCGUUUCCGGAAAGGCUGAUGGACAUCGAGAUCUCCGUGGUGUACCGCGCAGUCUGCCAUGCCUCGUACCCGGGGAUUCUGACCGAAAACAUGUGGUGUGGAGGCAACUACUUCUUAGGCGGUCAGGGAACUUGCCAAGGUGAUUCCGGCAGUGCUGCGAUCCAAGACGGUAUGGCAGUGGGUAUCGUCUCGUUCGCCCGCGGCUGCGCCCGGCCGCUCUCGCCGACCGUGUUCGCGAACACCGCCGCGCCUGCCAUACGGAACUUCAUCAAACAGCACACGGGCCUUUGA
Cydia amplana is the source of this 567-nucleotide messenger RNA. RefSeq names its product trypsin-7-like. The transcript has 4 exons. Gene Ontology annotation, molecular function: serine-type endopeptidase activity. Gene Ontology annotation, biological process: proteolysis. The record is from RefSeq and is a predicted model, not a curated record. Lineage: Eukaryota; Metazoa; Arthropoda; Insecta; Lepidoptera; Tortricidae. Bases 1 to 567 code for a protein of 188 amino acids.